Centruroides sculpturatus (bark scorpion) is the source of this 1080-nucleotide messenger RNA. It is a transcript of the gene Pect, whose product is annotated as ethanolamine-phosphate cytidylyltransferase-like. Gene Ontology annotation, biological process: phosphatidylethanolamine biosynthetic process. Lineage: Eukaryota; Metazoa; Arthropoda; Arachnida; Scorpiones; Buthidae. Bases 31 to 1026 code for a protein of 331 amino acids. Gene Ontology annotation, molecular function: ethanolamine-phosphate cytidylyltransferase activity. Gene Ontology annotation, cellular component: cytoplasm. The record is from RefSeq and is a predicted model, not a curated record. The transcript is spliced from 13 exons.
AAAAUUUUUUUUUAAUUCUAGGCCAAAGCUAUGGGAGAUUAUUUGGUAGUUGGAGUACAUACAGAUGAAGAAAUUACAAAACAUAAAGGCCCACCUGUGUUUACAGAGCAGGAACGCUACAAAAUGGUUCGAGGAAUUAAAUGGGUAGAUGAGGUUGUGGAAGGAGCACCAUAUAUUACUACAAUAGAAACUCUGAAUAAAUAUAAUUGUGAUUUUUGUGUUCAUGGAGAUGAUAUUACUUUGGAUGCAACAGGUGAAGAUACUUAUCGUUAUGUAAAAGCUGCAGGUAGAUACAAAGAAUGUCAAAGGACUGCAGGCAUAUCAACAACUGAUUUAGUUGGAAGAAUGUUACUUUUGACAAAACAGCAUCAUAACAGAGACGGAGAAUACAAACCAAACAAAAAAGAAGUGGAUAUUAGCAGAUGUAAAAUUCCAUUUUGGUUUCUGAUUUGGCUGCAAAAUUUGGUUUUGAGCAGACCUUACCUGUCUGUAAAAAAUGUAACAAUGCCUGAUAAAAUAAUAUAUGUUGCUGGAGCAUUCGAUUUAUUUCAUAUCGGUCAUUUAGAUUUUCUUGAAAAGGCAAAAGAAAAAGGUGAUUAUUUAAUUGUUGGACUUCAUACAGAUCCUGUGGUUAAUUGUUAUAGGGGAAGCAAUUACCCAAUAAUGAAUUUACAUGAGAGAGUAUUGAGUGUUUUGGCUUGCAAGUAUGUUAAUGAAGUUGUGAUUGGUGCACCCUAUUCUGUAACAUCAGAUCUAAUGAACCAUUUUAAGGUAGAUUAUGUUUUUCAUGGAAGUACUCCUAUUCCAUCUGAUGUUGACGGAAGUGAUCCUUAUGCUGAACCCAAAAAGCUUGGAAAAUUUUCAAUAUUGGACAGUGGGAAUGAUAUGACAACACAGAAAAUAGUUGAAAGGAUUAUUGAACACAGACUUGACUUUGAGAACAGAAAUGAAGCUAAAGAGAAAAAGGAGAUUGCUGCUUUCGAAGCAUUGAUGAGAAAAAAGAAGAUUGAAAAUAACUGUGCCUAAUAUUUUACAAAAGUAUUUUUACCAUAGAAGUACUUAUGAUUUGUUGGGAAAAAA